UGCGAAAUCGUCAUUCAUAGUACGGUACGUGGUCUGCUGCUUGUGACUAAACGAUAUUAAAAGUAAGAAAUAGCCGUCAUCGUUGUUCAUCUCUCCUGAAUAUUUUACAGAGUAUUGCAUCAUAAUCUGACACUAAUUAGUGGGUAUAUAGGAUGACAAGGAAUAAGAGAGACACUCGGAAUUGACUGCAAAUUAAUUUCGAAUUUUACUGUCAAACGAAUCGUGGUUUCGUCGCUCUGUAUACGAAUCAGUUACUGUUCGUGUUCAGAUUGCUCCGAAUUCCGCAUUGAGUUGAGUGCGGAAUACUUUUUGUAAGUAGAAUUCUUCCCGACUCCUUUUAUCAAAAUGGCUGAAUGGCAGGAAGUAUCACAUGCAAAGGACAACGACCGUAGAGAAUUACUCUUAAAAGGAAAGGAGAUUGCAGAAAGAAUCGCCCUAAGAGGACUUGAUAAAAGAAUCUUUAAUUUGAGCCCUCUCAACUUCCUUGAAAUAUCUGAUGCUGGAAUAGAGGAACUUCCAAGUGAGAUUGGAAAUUUGUCACAUUUACUAAACCUCACUCUUCGUGGGAAUAAGCUUGUAGUUCUACCAGAUUCGAUAGGUAAAUUAGCACGCCUACAAUUCCUUGAUGCGUCAAGAAAUGCUAUUGAAGACGUGCCGGACAGUUUGGGAUGUAUCUCAUCCAUUCACACACUAGAUCUGAGCCAAAACAAGCUUAGUGUGAUCCCAGAAAGCUUCAACAAUCUCUCCAACCUGGCAUACCUUAACUUUUCUCGGAACAGUUUGACGGAUCUGGAUGUGAUGCUUCGGGGAAAUUUGCACCACCUCAGUGAAGUUCUUGCUUCUCACAACCAGAUUGAGACUAUUCCAUCAGGGGUUGGGGGCCUGGAAUCGCUGCGCACUCUAGAUUUGAGCGAAAAUAAGCUUCAGGAGUUUCCAGCACGUCUUUCACUUUGUCCGAAGUUAAAAGAACUCCAUCUCGUUGAAAAUCCUGUCAAGGACAGACGACUCAAAAAAUUGAUUCAACAAACCAGAGGUACAAAACCGAUUCUAGAAUACAUCGCUACGCAUGGGAAGAAGGAGGAGGCAGAGGAUGUAUCUGCAAAAUCAGCUAAGAAAGGGAAGAGGAAAAAGAAAUCUUCGCAAUCGAAGGAUGAGGAGACGGAGCAGAUAAGGCAGAUGAUUGAGGUCAUGUCCUUCAGGAAUUCCUCAGAUCAGCUUGAAAUCAAAGCAUGUAAAUCUGUUGUGUUUGUACGGCCGUACAUCGCCUGCUGCAUCGUCAGGCAUCUGAAUCUGUCCUUUGGGAAUCGCUUCAAACAGUUCAUUAGUGCCCAGACUAAGCUUCACGAUGGCCCACUCUGUGCGAAGAGGACCACUGCUACCAUAGCAACCCAUGACCUGAAGUGCAUCAAAGGACCUUUGACCUACGAGGGCAAAUCACCAUCUAGCAUUGAGCUCACUCCUCUGGGUAAGAACAAAGCGGUUACUGCUGAAUCAUUGAUGAAACAGCUUAACCAAGAAGCUGAUGAACUCCGCAAAGAACUCAAGAGGAAUACUGUCUCUGGGAUCCAUAAGUACCUCAGCCUAUUGGCCCAUCAAGAGCUCUACCCAACCUUACUGGAUGCCGCUGGUCAUGUGAUCUCUCUUCCACCAAUCACAAAUUCAGAUGUUUCAAAGAUAUCUCGAUCCACAACCGACAUCCUGAUCGAGGUGACCAGCUCGGAGGACCUAGCCUCCUGCAAGAAGGUAUUACAGGCUCUCCUUGCCAAGAUGCUCGAAUUAAACCUAGGAAGCAAAGGAGAAGCAGACGAAGGGCCUGGAGCGGAGUCUACCUCAGAGGACAAGCAGAAUAAGCUUGUGGUUGAACAGGCGAGGGUCGUCAACGAGGACGGCGACCUCAGGGUCAUCUAUCCAUCCAAGACGGAUCUUGACGAUUUACCAGGGGUGACGGUUAUACGUCAGUAAUGUCACAACUGGAUCUUUAGGUAGAAUUUUAUGAUUUUCUAUACAGAAUUUUAAUUAGAUUUAUGAUGAAAUGGCAUUAAUCUGAUUUGUACUUUUUGUGAGUACUCUUUUAGGCUAACAGGAUUCAUGGGCGAGGCAGGAACAACUGUGAGGGCAGGGGGGCGAACACUCCUUUAGUUUUCUAGUUGUGACACACAACAGAAAAAAAUAGGAAAAAAGAAAAGGAAGGAAAAGGAAAAAGAGUAGCUAAAACCUAAAAGGUAACUUUUUGCUUCAGGAGGGGGGUGGGGGAGGCAUCGUUGACCAGACUUGGUCAUAUUAGAGUUGUAAUGCUGUCAAACUCACAUCUUAAGCAGUGCAUGGGGUUAAGUGAGAACAGAGAAAAAAAGACAAGUCAGACAAGUAAACACAGAAGACGGUUAUUUCAUGGACUUUCCGUUUUGGGUCGGGACAAGGUCAAUUAGGGUCAGUGGCCAAAAUUCACAAAAGUGGCUUUGAAAACAAUCAGUUGGACCUAUGGUCUAUGCAGAUUUCCUGUAUAAAUUAUGCUCAAUUUACCACGUAUAUCAAAAUUUCCAAUGCUGAUGCACGCUUUUUGUCACAGUGUGACGAAUUGGAUCCUCCUGCCAUGGUUAAACAUGUAAUUUUAUUAAUGAAUGAAAUAUAGGGGCCCGUAUUCUGAAGUCAGGUUUAACAUAAACUCAGGUUUAAAGUUGUG
Lytechinus variegatus (green sea urchin) is the source of this 2680-nucleotide messenger RNA. It is a transcript of the gene lrrc47, whose product is annotated as leucine-rich repeat-containing protein 47-like. NCBI's taxonomy places the organism in Eukaryota, Metazoa, Echinodermata, Echinoidea, Temnopleuroida, Toxopneustidae. Gene Ontology annotation, biological process: phenylalanyl-tRNA aminoacylation. The record is from RefSeq and is a predicted model, not a curated record. Gene Ontology annotation, molecular function: protein binding; RNA binding; phenylalanine-tRNA ligase activity. The coding region runs from base 346 to 1962 and encodes 538 amino acids. The transcript is spliced from 5 exons.